This is a messenger RNA of Leishmania major strain Friedlin, 957 nucleotides long. RefSeq lists its product as hypothetical. Lineage: Eukaryota; Euglenozoa; Kinetoplastea; Trypanosomatida; Trypanosomatidae. The record is from RefSeq and is a predicted model, not a curated record. The transcript has a single exon. The coding region runs from base 1 to 957 and encodes 318 amino acids.
AUGGCCAAGUCCAGCCGUUCGAAAUGGAAGAAGAUGCACCGCCGCCAGCGGGCGCAGGCGGAGGCGACGAACACGGUGAAGCGCAUUUGCCUGCUGAACAAGAAGCUCAAGCUCACUGUCAAGGGCGGCAUCAGUGCCGUGCCGCCGCAGGAGCCGGAGAAACGCUUCCACUUUCUCAACCCGGUGCUGGACUCGCGUGUGCCGAACACGCGCAAGAACCUGAACAACAACUACCGUGCUGAGCUGAACCACGUCGAGUACGACUACACAAAGCCCCUGAAGCUGGCGCCGCCGAAGACCAACAUGUACGGCAAGACGGACGUAGACGCGCCGCACCCGAUGACGGUGAUGUACGAGACGAUCGACGCCGACACGCCGUUGGCGGGUCACGCGCUGACCAAGGCGGACAUGGAGCGGCUUGCGCGUCGGCAGGCGCAGCAGGAGAGUGAGGCGUCUGCCGCUGUGGCUGAUGCGGAGAAGGAUGCCAGCAAAGAAGACGGCGACAACGCUGACGACGGCCCGGAGGAAUACGUAUUCGGCAUGGAAGACGCCGCGCCGCGUCGUGCGCGCGGGCAACACAAGACAAGUGCCAAGAAGAAGGGGUCUGUGGCGCCGAAGGCAUUGAAGGGCGCCGCAUCGGCCUCCGUCGGAGCCUCUUCAUCCGUGUCGGAGACCGGCUCCAGCAGCCGCAUGCUCGCAGCGGCGGCAGCCGCGAUGACCAACGAAGAGGAAGAGGCCGAUCAUCGCACCCGUAAUGGCGGCGUGACGGCGGUGAACAAGAUUGCGAGCAUGCAAACAAUGCGAAAGAAGAACGGCACGAUGGUCUCCGCCGGUGGUGCGUCGAAGAUGAAGAAGGUGGGGCAGCUAGGCGGCUCGAGCGGCACCCGUGUUGUGAGCAGCGGCGGCAAGGUAGCGCGGAAGGACGUGGGCAACGCGAAGAGCGGCAGCAAGAGGUAG